Messenger RNA from Gloeophyllum trabeum ATCC 11539, 438 nucleotides. RefSeq lists its product as uncharacterized. The coding region runs from base 1 to 438 and encodes 145 amino acids. The record is from RefSeq and is a predicted model, not a curated record. The transcript has a single exon. NCBI's taxonomy places the organism in Eukaryota, Fungi, Basidiomycota, Agaricomycetes, Gloeophyllales, Gloeophyllaceae.
AUGGAAAAGAAGGCGGUUCGCACCGCGCCAUCACCGUUCAUUAGAAGCAGCAAGUCAUACACGCGAAACAGCGGGGGGAGGCCGACCCCAUUUCCGACAUUCUCGAAGAGACUGCGCGCGUCGUCGCACGAGGAGGCCGGGGCGGGCCAAGUGCCUGCUUUGGACGAUAUGAGCUUCCAUGUGUUCGAAGAGCAGUAUGAAGGCGCAGAGUUCCAGGCGUGUUGGGCGCUGUUCCUGGGCUGUUGCAAGCCGUGCUCGCUGUCGCCAGCGCCUGCCGCGAUCCGCGAGCAUGUGGAAGUGGCAAACGACGACCGGGGAAGCGGUGCUGGGGUGGCCCGUGCGCUGUGUAUCAGGCCGGUCGCUUGCGGGAAAGGCCGGUGGGUAUUGUUGACGACCAGGACGCCUUCUCUGCUGUCGCCGUCGCGCUCACUUGGUUGA